Messenger RNA from Papilio polytes (common Mormon), 887 nucleotides. RefSeq names its product cuticle protein 8-like. Lineage: Eukaryota; Metazoa; Arthropoda; Insecta; Lepidoptera; Papilionidae. Gene Ontology annotation, cellular component: extracellular matrix. The transcript has 3 exons. The record is from RefSeq and is a predicted model, not a curated record. Bases 15 to 668 code for a protein of 217 amino acids.
UUGACUUUAACAUCAUGUUCUCAAAAAUCUUAGCAUUGAGCGCCGUGCUGGCGGUGUCUGCGGCAGGUCUCCUGCCCCAGGCUCACUACUCCUCAGCCGCAGCCGUCUCCUCCCAGAGCAUAGUGCGCCACGACCAGCCUCACGCCAUCCACGCCGCUCCCGUCGCCAUCCACUCUGCUCCCGUUGCCAUCCACGCCGCUCCCCUCGCCUACCAAGCUGCUCCCAUCGCUUCUUACGCUGCCCCCGCCCAUAUCUCCGCCGGACAUGCCGUAUCCUCUCAGACCAUCCUGCGUCACGAGCAGCCGCGUGCCGCCUACGGUAUCGCUCCCCUAGCGUACGCCGCCGCACCCGCUCACUACUCCGCACCACUCAUUAGCCACGCCGCCCCCGCUGCCAGAAUCAUCGCCGCGCACCAAGACGAAUACGCUCACCCCAGAUACGACUUCUCCUACUCCGUGGCUGACGGACACACCGGCGACAACAAGUCUCAGCAGGAGAGCCGCGACGGCGACGCCGUGCACGGCCAGUACUCUCUGUUGGAAGCUGACGGCUCCGUGCGCACCGUGCAGUACACCGCUGACGACCACAGCGGCUUCAACGCGGUCGUCUCCAACUCCGCUCCCGCCCACCACGCCGCCCCCGCACAUGCCAUCCUCGCUCAUCACUAAACAUUGUCAAUAACUAGUCUGCCUCAUUGUGAUAAUUAAAUUAUUUAAACAUGAUUUUAGAUUUCAAUUAAAGAUAUAAUUAAAAUAAAAUAAUCAUUUUCUUUAUAAGAACACUGUUGAAUAGUUUAAGCUCCAGAAGUUUGCGAUGGAAUUUAAGUAAAUAUAUAUGUACAAACUGUAUUCAUAAUACAAACAAACGGACACGAGAGACACGGGACA